Messenger RNA from Glossina fuscipes, 794 nucleotides. Its product is annotated as glutathione S-transferase theta-3-like. Lineage: Eukaryota; Metazoa; Arthropoda; Insecta; Diptera; Glossinidae. Gene Ontology annotation, cellular component: cytoplasm. Gene Ontology annotation, molecular function: glutathione transferase activity. Gene Ontology annotation, biological process: glutathione metabolic process. The coding region runs from base 46 to 720 and encodes 224 amino acids. The transcript has 4 exons. The record is from RefSeq and is a predicted model, not a curated record.
AGAUUGUGUGUUUAUACUUAUAAUAAAGUUUUCUUAAGCAAAAAAAUGUCGAAAGUUUUUAAAUAUUAUUAUGAUUUAAUGUCACAACCUUCCCGGGCUUUGUGGAUUGCACUGAAAAUGGGUAAAACCCAAUUUGAAGAUUGCCCUGUGGCUCUGAGAAAAAUGGAGCAGUAUACUGAAGCAUACAAAAAAGUUAAUCGUUUCCAAAAAGUGCCUGCCAUAGUUGAUAAUGAUUUUCAUUUAUCUGAAUCGGUAGCAAUAUUAAGAUACUUAGCCGACAAACAGCAAUUCAGUGAAGCGCUUUAUCCCCGUGAUAUACAGGAAAGGGCGAAAGUUGACGAAUUCCUGGAAUGGCAUCACUUGGGUGUCCGUUACGGAUGUAGCGGUUACUUCAUGCAUUUGUGGCUUUUACCUUUAAGAGGUUUGGCAGACAAACCUACAAAGGAAAAAGCCUUGGAAUUGAAAAUCGAAAUGGAGCGACAACUGAAGUUAGUGGAAGAAUUGUGGUUAAAGGAUAACAACUUCUUAACCGGCGAUAAGUUGACCGUGGCCGAUCUAUUUGGCGCCUGCGAAAUAGAGCAGACAAAACUUUGCCGCUACGAUGCCAAAGAAAAAUUCCCAAAAAUCACUAAAUGGUUGGGAAGGGUACGGACAGAGUCAAAUCCUUAUUUCGAUGAAGCUCAUAAAUAUCUUUAUAAAGCAGUUCAAGUUUUAACUUAAUUGCACUUAUAUUUAAGUAAUAAAAGAAAAUAUUUAAUUAAAUUUAAAACUCUAAUCGACUUCUAAUUUCCUAA